Triticum aestivum (bread wheat) is the source of this 2457-nucleotide messenger RNA. RefSeq lists its product as uncharacterized. The transcript is spliced from 2 exons. Lineage: Eukaryota; Viridiplantae; Streptophyta; Magnoliopsida; Poales; Poaceae. Bases 80 to 1477 code for a protein of 465 amino acids. The record is from RefSeq and is a predicted model, not a curated record.
GCCGUUGUACUCUCCCACGUUCUCCUGCUUGGGAUCAGAUAGCAACACCCUGAUCCUUCUUUCUCUCAACGCUUCCACCAUGCAUCGUCUUCUCCGCCGCACCCGCUCGGCCGACUUCGACGCGCCGGCGUCCACUCCGUUUGCCGCCGUUCCCGUCGCCACGGCCGCUACUGCUGCGGUUGCACCUCCUCAGGCAGCUCCCGCUGCUACGGUCACCACCACCCCGGCUGCACCCGCGCCCCGCCGUGCGCACCUCGGCGACCUGGGCAAGACGCCAGUCCCUGGAGGCGUUGCGGCUCCUUCCUCGUCCACCUCGGCGCCCCGUGCGGCGCCCUCUGCCCAGCCAGCCACCGGCGUCCUGCGCACCGCCGGCAGCACCCCUGUCCCGCGUCUCACGCUGGGCGGCCCCGGCAGCGCCGUCGUCACACACCUCGGCCCGGGGCGCACCGACGCCGGUCCUUCCUCAACUGCCGGCCUCCCGCCCUCCAUCGCCCACUACUUCACCAGCAAGCUUCACCUCGAGUCCGGUAACUACUCGCGCUGGCAUCAAUUCUUUUACAUCAUCGCUUGCAAACAUGAGGUUCAGCAUCAUCUCGACGCCGCCACCGACCCGCUCGGCCAGAGCGCCGUGUGGCGCAACGACGACCUGUCCGUGGUGUUGUGGAUGCACGGCGUUGUCGCCGAGGAGCUCCUGGACGUCGUGGCGUCCCCGGACAGCACCGCCUACGACAUCUGGUCCCAGCUCCACGUCCUCUUCAUGGACAAUCAGCCGGGCCGCGCCGUCGUCCUCGGCGCCGAGUUCCGGAACCUCGUCCAGGGCGACCUCUCCGUCGACGAAUACAGCAGGAGGCUCAAGUCCCUGGCCGACGCUCUCGAGGACGUCGGCGAGCACAUCUCCGAUCAGGCCCUCACGCUCCAGCUCAUCUGCGGCCUCAACCGCAAGUUUCAGAUCAUGGCGACGCUCCUCCCGAUGCAGUCGUCGUUCCCCUCCUUCGUGCAGGCCCGCUCUAGUCUCCUCAUGGAGGAGAUCUCUGCCAACGAGCGGGCUAGGCUGGACGGCCGUCCGGAACUCCCCGCCGCUGCACUCACCAUCGGGCACACCCCGAGUGGCGGCCCCUCUCCCUCCCCUGAUCGCGGAUCAGGCAGCGACUCCGCCAACAAGAGCAAGGGCCCCGCUGCAUCUUCCCCGGGCGACAGGGGCAGUGGCUCGCGCAGGCGUGGGCGCGGUCGUGGCCGUGGCCGCGGCGCCCAGUCAUCUGGUGGCGCUCCCGCUGGACGCAGCGCCGCUCCAGCAGGGCCGCAUCCCCCGACUGGCUUCUUCGCUCCAUACAGCGCCCUCCUCCCCGGCCUACCUGCACCACGGGCCCCUUGGGCUGCGCCGAACGCCGCCGGCGUCCUAGGCCCACGUCCUCCUGCACCGCAUCAGGCCUACCCCCUGCACUCGACGCCUUCGAGCAGGCCUACCUGGGAGCAGUAGAAUCAGCUGUACGCCGCUCUCCAGGGCCUCUCCAUGCAGCAGCAGCACGCCGGCGGCACCCCGGAUUGGUUUCUCGACACGGGCGCCACGUCGCACGUCGCUGGACCUAGCCAUGGGGAAGCUAAUCAUGAGGUCCAAUAGCCAUGGGGACCUCUAUCCUUUCUUCAACAACUCUGACGUUCAAGCAAUGCUCUCCAUCUCCACCGAUGACAUAUGGCAUCUUCGUUUAGGGCAUGCUAGCAAUAAAUCGGUUUCCAUUCUAGCACGUGAUUUUCUUCCAAAUUGUAAUAAAGCUAUGCCUAGCACUUCCGUUUGCUCAUCAUGUAAACUUGGCAAGCAGCCUCGACUUCCUUUUUCCCAUUCCAUUACUAAAACAAGUGCGCCUUUCCAAUUAAUACAUUGUGACUUGUGGACCUCGCCGGUGCAUAGUUUCUUUGGUUUUCAGUAUUACCUAGUGCUUCUUGAUGACUACUCCCAUUACUCCUGGACGUUUCCCUUGCGCAACAAAUCCGACACCGCCGACACAAUCACUCGUUUCUUUGCGUAUGUUCUUACCCAAUUUCACGUCACGAUUCAAUGUAUGCAAUGCGACAACGGUGGCGAGUUCCUCACUACUUCCUUGCGCGAGCUCUUCUCCAAAAACGGUGUCUCCUUCCGUUUAUCUUGCCCGCACACCUCACCACAAAACGGGAAAGCCGAGCGCCUCAUACGCACCACCAACGAUGUACUUCGUGUGGUCCUCGUCCACGCACACCUCCCACCCCCUUUUUGGGUCGAAGCGCUACAUACUGCCACCUACAUCCUCAACCGUCGUCCCUCCUCAGCCAUACACUUCGUGACGCCUCACUUCGCUCUUUUUGGCCAGCAUCCCACAUAUGACCACAUGCGUGCCUUUGGGUGUUUGUGCUUUCCCAACACCAUAGCUACUAGUUCCCAUAAGCUCGCUCCCCGCUCAUCUCGUUGCGUUUUUCUCGGGUAUC